Molecule: messenger RNA, 608 nt
Organism: Venturia canescens
Lineage: Eukaryota; Metazoa; Arthropoda; Insecta; Hymenoptera; Ichneumonidae
Product: histone H4
Exons: 1
Coding region: 25-336 (103 amino acids)
Biological process (GO): nucleosome assembly
Cellular component (GO): nucleosome
Molecular function (GO): protein heterodimerization activity; DNA binding; structural constituent of chromatin
Source: RefSeq, a predicted model, not a curated record
AGUUCUACCGAUUAUACUUGCAACAUGACUGGACGUGGAAAGGGAGGAAAGGGAUUGGGAAAAGGAGGAGCCAAGCGCCAUCGUAAAGUUCUUCGUGACAACAUCCAAGGUAUCACCAAGCCAGCUAUCCGUCGUUUGGCUCGUCGUGGUGGUGUCAAGCGUAUAUCUGGAUUGAUCUACGAAGAGACCCGUGGUGUUCUCAAAGUUUUCCUUGAAAACGUCAUCCGUGACGCUGUCACUUACACCGAACACGCCAAGAGGAAGACCGUUACUGCUAUGGACGUUGUCUACGCUCUGAAACGUCAAGGUCGCACUCUCUACGGCUUUGGCGGUUAAAUACCUUACUGCGACUAGCAUCGAUACACAAACGGCCCUUCUUAGGGCCAAAAAAUUUUUUUAACGAGAACACGAUGUUUACAUAUUUAUACUAAUAACGCUACUUUCACAGAUGUAAGAGAUGAGUAAUAAUUUAGAUAUGCAGUCAUCGACCCUUACAGAAGCAUCUUCAGCUAGAAACUUAUUUUACCAUGUGCAAGGUAGGAGAAAUCAAUUUAUGAUGAAAAUGAGACUUGAACGCGCAAUAAAAUAUAAUUACGAAAACAAUAUGA